CCUCCUGCCUGCACGCCCAACCCAACACCGCGCUCGCCGCUCCAAGCGGAUACGCUAGUUGCAGCCGCAGCCACGCGCACGCUCCGCCGGCGUGUCGUGGCAGGGAGAGGGAAGGGAGGUCGGCCGCGGUCUCCGUCGAUCGAAUUCCAGCGGGCGCGAGGAUAGGUAGUGCUCCAGGCACGAGUUGGAGCUAGCUAGGGAGGAGGCAGGCGACCGAGAGGAUGGGGAGGGCGCCGUGCUGCGACAAGGCGAGCGUGAAGCGGGGCCCGUGGUCGCCGGAGGAGGACGAGCUGCUGCGGAGCUACGUCCGCAGCCACGGCACCGGCGGCAACUGGAUCGCGCUCCCGCAGAAAGCAGGGCUGAACCGGUGUGGGAAGAGCUGCAGGCUGCGGUGGCUCAACUACCUCCGCCCGGACAUCAAGCACGGCGGCUACACCGAGCAGGAGGACAGGAUCAUCUUUUCCUUGUACAACUCCAUCGGAAGCAGGUGGUCCGUCAUCGCGUCGAGGCUGCCCGGCCGGACCGACAACGACGUCAAGAACUACUGGAACACCAAGCUCAAGAAGAAGGCCAUGGCUAUGCAUCACCAGCCGCAGCCGCAGCAGCAGCAGCAGCAGCAGCACUACCACCAUCAACGACAGCAACACCGUGGCGGCGCCGAUGGCGCGCGCGUCACGCUUGUGUCGACUCCGCCCGCACCGCAGAGCCAAUGCGCGUCCAUGCAGCCGUCGCCGGCGUCCGCGUCGUCCGUGGCCACCACCACGAGCGGCGACGCGUGCAGCUUCGGCGUCGCCGCCAUGUACUCACCCUCCCCGUCCCAGGUUCCACAGGCACCGACGCUCGCGGGCUACAACUCCGUGGCGGCGGCAGCGGCUGCAGCUGCUGCUGGCGCGCAGCACUCGCCGCUCGCCGAGUUGAUCUGCCAGGCGCCACCGCCUAUCGCCGCCGACUGCUGGCCCAGCUGCGUGACCCUCGACGAUGUGUUCUUGCCUGAGCUCGUCGGAGCCGGCGAGUUCCCCAACGGCAACCUCUUCGGCGGGUUCGGCCCGCUGCUCCAGGACAGGUCAUCCCUGGAGCUAUCCGCGUGCUACUUCCCCAACGCGCUGGCGGCGGAGAUGUGGACAUCCGCGGACAAGCCGGCCGGGCUGUGCCACAGCCUGACAUGAGGAUCCAUCCACGAAUGGUUGAGUGAAUUCACCGGGACACUAGUACACUACUACCAGUAGUCUUUUAGUUCUUGCGUGGCUGUUUCUUGAUUGAUUAUUACCUGAUCAUCAUUCUCUUUUUUCUCGACGAGAUUAUUACAUGUACAUUAUCCUGUAUGUACGUCGCGACUGCUGUUUCAAAGAGAAGUUAAUUAGAUGUUGAUUGCAAAUUUGUCACUGUUCUU
Molecule: messenger RNA, 1390 nt
Organism: Oryza brachyantha (malo sina)
Lineage: Eukaryota; Viridiplantae; Streptophyta; Magnoliopsida; Poales; Poaceae
Product: transcription repressor MYB6-like
Exons: 3
Coding region: 222-1166 (314 amino acids)
Source: RefSeq, a predicted model, not a curated record